This is a messenger RNA of Neoarius graeffei (lesser salmon catfish), 3890 nucleotides long. RefSeq names its product interferon-inducible GTPase 5-like. Gene Ontology annotation, cellular component: membrane. Bases 285 to 1472 code for a protein of 395 amino acids. The transcript has 3 exons. Gene Ontology annotation, molecular function: GTP binding. NCBI's taxonomy places the organism in Eukaryota, Metazoa, Chordata, Actinopteri, Siluriformes, Ariidae. The record is from RefSeq and is a predicted model, not a curated record.
UCAGCACCUCUGAGGGGUUUAUUCUCCCCAAUAUAUGACUUUAGAAUUUCUGGGGGGUUUCUCAUUUAUUUAUAGUAAAUAAUAAUAUCGUAGCAUCCAGUAAAUAAUAUUAAAGUGAAAGUGAAAAAAGAAACCCUGUUCUGGACUUCAGCAGAUGAUGAGGUAAACCUGAAUGACAAGAAACACAAGCGAGUUUUGUCUGUUUUGUUCACAGCAUCCAUUUGCCAGUGUACUACAGCAUUUCUCAGAGAUUCUUCCUGUGGCCUUUAUUCUUCUGUGUAAAGAUGGAUGAGUAUGACAUUAUCGAUGCUGCUGAAAUUGAAGAAAUUAAAAUGUCACUAGCCAGUGAAGAUCUGCCAUCAGCUGUUGGCAAGAUUAAGGAUUACUUUGCACAACAAGACCGUGUGGAACUGAACAUUGCUAUAACAGGAGAGUCUGGAUCUGGAAAAUCCACAUUUAUCAAUGCCUUCAGAGGUUUAGGGGAUGAAGAUGAAGGCUCUGCAGAAACUGGUGUUGUAGAGACCACUACAAAGGCUACCCCUUACCCUCACCCAAAAUUCCCAAAUGUCAAAUUGUGGGAUCUCCCUGGCAUUGGAACCCCCAGAUUCAAAGCUGAUGAAUAUCUCGAAGAGGUUCAGUUUGAACAAUAUGAUUUUUUCAUCAUCAUAGCAGCAGAUCGUUUCAGAGAAUGCCACACCAAUUUGGCAACAGAGAUAGUAAAAAUGAAAAAGAAGUUUUAUUUUGUUCGAUCAAAGAUUGACAGCAACAUUGAGGCUGAACAGCGAAAGAAGACGUUUAACAAAGAAAAGACACUGAAUGCUAUCCGAGACAACUGCAUUAAAGGUCUAGAAGAGAUUGGUCUAAAGUCUCCUGCUGUCUUCCUCAUCUCUUGCUUCGAACUCAGUCUGUAUGAUUUCAACCGUCUUGAGGAGACCAUGGAGAGGGAACUUCCCCAGCACAAGAGAGAUGUACUGAUGUUGGCCCUUCCAAACAUCACUCUGGAGAUCAACGAGAGGAAAAAGGCGGCACUGCAGAGCAAAAUUUGGAAGGUGGCUCUGAUCUCUGCCGGGGCUGCAGCUGUGCCAAUACCUGGUUUAUCAUUCGGUGUAGAUGUGUACAUCUUGGUGUACGAGCUUAGAAAAUAUUACAAUGCCUUCAGUUUGGACCCAGCCUCCUUACAGAAGCUUUCUGAGAGAUCAGGGAAACCAGUAGAUGAGCUAAAAUCUGUGCUUAAAUCUCCUCUGAAUCAAGAAAUAACCAGGGAUCUCAUUAUUAAGUUGCUGACAAGUUCAAGUCUUGUCGUUUUAGAAUCAGUAGUAGAGUACUGGCUGGGUUUAAUUCCUGUUCUGGGAUCAGUGACAGCUGGGUCAAUGUCCUUUGCUACGGUUUACUUCAUACUGAAGCGUUGUCUGAAUGAACUUGCUGAAGAUGCCCGCAAUGUGCUCAUGACUGCUUUGCAAACAGCAGUAUAAAAAUGCAAGCAGUGUACCAUUCCACCUCUAUUUUAAAUUAUCACAAAAAAAAUUUAGCCAUCAUAAUAUGAAUUUAACUUUUUAUUUUUCAUACUCAUUGUUUGAUUAAAACAACGAUCCAUGAGAGGGUGUUAACUGCAGUGAUUUGGGUGUUUUUUGGCCAUAACACAAAGUACCCGUAAGUGGUGUUAUGGGUCCCAGGGAUGGGAGACCGCAGUAACAAAUAUAUGACCUGCAUAAAGCCGGUAAAGCAGAGGAAUGAGGACACAGUGCGUCUUGUUUCCUUUCCAGAUUGCUUCUCUGUAUGAGUUAUUUAACAUCAUAUAUCAUCACGGUCACAUAAGCACAACACAUAUCUGGUUCCCUCAUUUCAGUUUUAUGUAUUUCAAUUUCACAUUUUCCCGAUUCAGUCCUUUAUCUCACUUAAAUCACUACUUCAAUCUCUAACACAUUUUCUCUCAUCAUCUUCUGUUUCCUAAUAAGCACAUAUUUAUAUUUUAUAUCAAUAAACAGUUCCUUACAUUUUCCUUUUCCCUUUCACAGUAUAAACUGGAUCAAAACACUUUCAUGUAGUGUAAUUUUACAGUAGUGUAUCAUACACCUUUAAAUACGACAGACUACAUACCUUGCUUCUGUAAAGCACUGAAAUGUGUGACUAGCAAAGUGCUUGUGUUACAUUUUUUGAACUUAUAUUUACCAGGCAGCAGGCUUGUAAACAAAGAUACAUUAAAUUUGUAAACUUAAAUUUUUACAUUUUUACAAUAAUACAUAUUCACAGUAAACAUACAUAAAUCAUAACUAGCUGGAAAUACAUCAUGUACAGGAGCCCUAAUGUCACUUAUUCCCACUCUAACUAGUGCAACUGCAGUCGCACUCAGCACAAAAUGGCGUUCGUGCGGCCAAACUUUUCCACUUAUUAAUGUCGUUUAAACAUUAACUCAUUGAAACGUCACAAACUCUACAUACACACGCUAAUAUGGUCUGUUAGAAUAACGUAACAUUUCAUGGCGCAUUAAUCCUUUACUGACCUGCAUAAAGCAGGUAAAACAGAGGAUUUAGCCAUCAUAAUUUGAAUUAAACUUAUUUUUUAUACUCGUUAUCUGUGGGUGGUAGAAGAGAGCAACUGGACUUGCUUGAAGAUUCUUGAAAACAUUUAACCUCUCAUCCAAAAGGCUUCCUCAGUUCUGUCUGACUAAUAGGGAGUAUCAGGUAUUUAUCCUCUCAUGGAUCAUCAUAGAAUCAGAAUCAGAAUGCUGAUGGCUGCAUUGUAGGUGGCUGAUAAGAUGUCUUAGACACCCACCUCUGUUCAGUGAUGGUCGUUCCAGGUUGACAAAAAUGAACGAUCCUCUCUGGCUAAGAUGUCUGCCAGUUUUCUGAAGUCCUCUCAUACUCCCGCACCAGUCGAAGGGAUCUCAUCCCAAAGUGCGUCGAAACAUAUCUGUGAAGAAACUCAGUCAUCCAGGUACAUAGUAAUCUGUGGUUGGUAAAAGAGAGCAACUGGACUUGUUUGAAGAUUCUUGAAGACGUUUCACCUCUCAUCCGAAAGGCUUCCUCAGUUCUGUCUGACUAAUAGGAAGUAUCAGGUAUUUAUCCUCUCAUGGAUCAUCAUAGAAUCCGAAUCAGAAUUCUGAUGGCUGCAUCCAGUCCAGCUCUCUUCUACCAACCACAGAUUACUAUGUACAUGUACCUGGAUGACUGAGAAUCUUCACAGAUAUAUACUCGCUGUUUUAAUCAAACAGUGAUCCAUGAGAGGGUGUGAGCUGCAGUGAUUUGGGUGUUUUUUGGGGCACAACGCAAAGUACCCGUGAGUGGCUCACUGUAUUUAUUAAACGGCAACAAAAGCAAUGGAAUAAAAUCGAGUGUUCAGUAAAUAAUAAAAUGUAUUAUUCAUAACAUUUGCAACAACCAUUUCUUUCACAAUGCAAUGUAUUCAGUUAAGAGUAAGUCUUGGUUCCUAAGCAACAUAACAGGUAAAGAUUAGGGUGUUUUUUUUUUGUUUGCUUGUUUUUUUUUAACAAAAACUUAAACAUAGACUGCCUUCCAGAUUUUUCAAGUGUAGGGUGGCAUGGUGAGUGAUUAGCACUGUUGCCUCGCAGCAAGAAGGUUCUGGGUUCAAGCCCAAUGGCCAACGGGGGCCUUUCUGUGUGAUGUUUGCAUGUUCUCCCCGUGUCUGCGUGAGUUUGCUCCAGUUUCCCCCCACAGUUCAGAGACAUGCGGUUAGGUUAACAUGGGGCGGCCUUGGACUGAAGUGCCCUUGCGCAAGGUACCUAACCCCCAACUGCUCCCCGGGCACUGUAGUAUGACUGCCCACUGCUCUGUGUGUGUGUUUUCACUGCUUCAGAUGGGUUAAAUGCAGAGGAUGAAUUUCACUGUGUGCUUGAGUGUGCAUGUGACAAAUAAAGGCUUGUUCUUCUAAAA